AUGCUCCGCCAUACGAAACGAGCACUGGCAGAGGUGGAGGGUUUUGACAUUUGGAAAGAAUUUCCUCGGAAGGUCCGGUAUCACCUGCUCGGUCAUCUCUCCAGUAUACCAACACCGGAAUGUGAGGUCUUCAACUCGAACGAACUUCUGCAACAACGCAAGGUGCUCGUGAUUCUCCGCGUCUCCGCUUUUCCGGUAAACGACGAGUUUUCGAACGUAAGGCGCAAAUCCCGGGAACUGUUCAAGACGGCAUUCGAGAAGCGCCCACUCUGGUCCAGAUUCGACGAAGAGCGUGCGGAAUCGAUUAGUACGUGCCGUAUGGAGCCAGUCAUUGCACGUCAAGCUACAGCCUGA
Messenger RNA from Sparassis crispa, 354 nucleotides. RefSeq lists its product as hypothetical. Lineage: Eukaryota; Fungi; Basidiomycota; Agaricomycetes; Polyporales; Sparassidaceae. The transcript has a single exon. The record is from RefSeq and is a predicted model, not a curated record. Bases 1 to 354 code for a protein of 117 amino acids.